AGUACGCGAUGUGUAGACAGUGGUCCAUGACACACGACCAUCUACUGGCUACAACAGAGCAGGGAAAACAAAGAUGCUUACACCGAUAAGGUUCGCUUCUGUUGUCAUUGCCUCGAUUUUGGUGAAAUAUUUUUUUGAUGAUGUGUUGAGAUCGACGAGGCGAUCUAUACAGAUACAAAGACUGAGAGACAUCUAUGAUUAUAUUAUUGUCGGUGGUGGCACAGCAGGAUGCGUGCUGGCUGGCCGCUUGUCUGAAAACCCCAAUGUAACAGUGCUGUUGUUGGAGAGUGGCCCCGAGGACCUUGAUAGAGCAUUUAUCAUCACUCCAGCCCUAGCUGGCUUGCUCUGGAAGACAAGUUUGGAUUGGGAGUAUUGGACAGAAAGAUCUAGCACCACAAUGUCAGGUCUUCAGAACAAGCGGUCUCUCUGGACACAAGGAAGAGUUCUAGGCGGUUCUGGAAGCAUUGGUACAAUGCAGUAUGUCCGAGGUUCCAGGCACGACUACGACAGGUGGGCCAAAUACCUGGGAAAUGCCCAAUGGGAUUACAGACAUGUCCUGCAGUACUUUAAAAAGUCGGAAGACAUUCAGAUCUCCAAUCUCAAAGAUUCAGUGUAUCACGGCCAAGGGGGAGAGUUAGCAGUCAAUCAUGUCAACAGCCAACCUUUGGUCCACAAACUAAUCGAAGCAGGGAAAUCUAUUGGCUACAUGUUCAAUGAAGAUUAUAAUGGAAAGUCAAUGGAAGGAAUCUCCCAUUCUCAAGUCAACACCAGAUACAACGAACGUUGGUCAACAAGCCACGCCUACAUCCACACUGCUCUUGGACGAAAAAACCUCUACGUUUCGGUCAACUCUCACGUGACCAGGUUGAUUAUGCAGUACCACAUAGCCAGAGGUGUCAUAGUUAUGAGAAAUAGCAGAAAAGUUCGGAUCCUAGCUAAGCAAGAGGUCAUUCUAUCAGCUGGAGCUAUUGGGUCACCAAAGAUACUCAUGAACUCAGGGAUCGGACCAAGAGCGCAUUUGGAAAGCUUGCAUAUACCUGUGAUAGCCGACCUCCCAGUAGGCGAGAACCUACAGGAUCACGUGAUGGCAGACAUAGGCGUCAAAAUCGAACAGCCUCUGAGCCAUUCGGUGAAGCAGAUAUCCGACAAGUGGAAUGAGCUUCUGUACUAUACUCUCCGUAUGGGCCCUCUCACAUCCCCUUUAUUUCUUGAGACCGUGGCGUUUAAAACUACAAGACAAGAUUCUAAACAGACGUCCUGGCCAGAUCUCCAAAUUCAAUUCAUGAGCUUACUGGAGACCAUAUUCGAAUAUGAUACUACUGUGAAAAAUGAGAUGGCGCAAAAACAAAAUGCGAAUUAUGGAUUUAUCUGUCUACCUAUUUUAUUACACCCUGAGAGUAGAGGGCGGGUAACUCUUCAAUACAAUGAUCCCAUAGAUUAUCCUCGCAUUGAGCCCAACUAUUUAGAGAAACAGAAAGAUAUCGAUACUUUGAUCACAGGUAUACAGGAGUGUGAAAAGUUUGUUAACACUAAAACACUACAAGACAUUGGUGCAGAGCUAGCAGAGCAAGUUCCGAUCAGUAUUUGUAAUGGGCACAAGUUCAGAUCUUAUGAUUACUGGCGAUGCCUCAUUAAAAGCAUGCCCCUAACUGCCUAUCACCCCGUGGGAACAUGUAAAAUGGGACCCAGGGGUGACCCAACCGCUGUCGUCGAUGCUGAUCUAAGGGUACAUGGUAUCUGCAAUCUGCGAGUAGUGGAUGCCUCUAUCAUGCCUUGGAUUGUUUCUGGAGACACAAAUGCAGCAACAGUCAUGAUUGCGGAAGUGGCUGCUGAUUUGAUUAGAUCAAAGACUCCAUUGAAACCUUCGAAUUUGUAAACGUUUGCUCAAUUACCUAGACAACGAAAUGAUAAUGGACUUACAAAGUUGUAUUGAAAUAGAAAUAAAACAUUUUUACAAAAAUAA
Molecule: messenger RNA, 1963 nt
Organism: Biomphalaria glabrata
Lineage: Eukaryota; Metazoa; Mollusca; Gastropoda; Planorbidae
Product: alcohol dehydrogenase [acceptor]-like
Exons: 11
Coding region: 74-1876 (600 amino acids)
Molecular function (GO): flavin adenine dinucleotide binding; oxidoreductase activity, acting on CH-OH group of donors
Source: RefSeq, a predicted model, not a curated record